Messenger RNA from Neopsephotus bourkii (Bourke's parrot), 1457 nucleotides. RefSeq names its product ubiquitin-associated protein 2-like. The transcript is spliced from 11 exons. Gene Ontology annotation, molecular function: protein binding. Gene Ontology annotation, cellular component: nucleus; cytoplasm. The record is from RefSeq and is a predicted model, not a curated record. The annotation marks the transcript as partial. NCBI's taxonomy places the organism in Eukaryota, Metazoa, Chordata, Aves, Psittaciformes, Psittacidae.
UUAUUUUCCUGUCAGAUUUUUGAUUUUGUACAUACAUUGUUUUGUAUAUACUAUAUAUGAUGACUUCAGUGGGCAGUGAACGUACCCGGGGCACUCGGGGCAAAACACAAAUUUCAGCCACACAGCCAGCACAAUCACAGAAGCAAGUAGUACAGGCAACAGCAGAACAGAUUCGCCUUGCUCAGAUGAUCUACGAUAAGAACGAUGCAGAUUUUGAAGAUAAAGUGAAACAACUUACUGAAGUGACGGGGAAAAACCAGGAUGAAUGCAUAGUGGCACUACAUGACUGUAAUGGGGAUGUGAACAGAGCAAUCAACAUACUACUGGAAGGAAGUUCAGACACGACUUCUUGGGAGACUGUAGGGGGAAAGAAGAAAAGCCUUGGAAAAGAAAGUUCAGAGAACAGAGAAAAACGAGGGGACAGAGAAGUGAGUCGCGGACGGGGAAGUUCCAACAGACGGGGAAGUUCCAACAGAUGGGGAAGAGGAGGCAGCCAUGGCCAAGAGUUGUUUGGACGUGGCAGAGGGAGAGGAGCAGGGAGGUUUUCAGCCCAAGGCAUGGGGACAUUUAACCCUGCAGACUAUACGGACUCUUCUGCCACUGAUGGCUUUGGGACAAAAUCAGAUAUUUGGGAGACUGGUCAGAAUGAUGCAGAUGAUGGAACUGGAGCAUGGAAAAACUCGAGGGAAGAAUGGACAGCAGAAGACUGGAAUGAAGAUCUUUCUGAAACAAAAGUCUUCACUGCUUCCUUUGUUCCAGCUGAGAAACAUGUAACUCCUGGGAAAACCAUUGAUUUGGUAACAGUGAUUCAAAAGCCUGUGACCUCUAUCCAAGAGACAGAAGGCAACUCAUUUGAGGCUUCACAACAUCAGACCUUUGGCCAAGCCCUAGUCUUCACAAAUUCACAGCACAGCACCCAGAUGGCAUCAGGAACUGGCAUCGCCAGUGCUGUAAACUCUUAUUCUCCUCAAAGUCUGUCUGCAGUUGUUUGUUCUGGCUUUGGAGAACUCAGAUCCUCUAAAUUGGCAAACUCUACUGGAUCCCAAACCUUGGACCAAUUAAAAUCUCCAGCAUUGGGUCAGUUUACCUCUCAAGAAAACAAUAGUAGCUCUACCACCACCACAACUACCAUAUCAUCCUGGGAUCUAAAACCACCCGUUACUCAGUCCUCAGUCCUUAGUCAGUUUGACUUUAAAUCCCAGCCUGAACCAUCCCCAGUUCUAAGCCAGCUGACCCAGCGACAGCAACAACAAACACAGGCUGUUCCUGUUCCUUCUGGGCUGGAGUCCUCCUCCCAGAUAAAACUCCGAGAGCCAACACCAGCAGACAAAUCUACAGCUGUUGGCAAAAUGUCACAGCUCCCCACUAUAUCUAUGGAUAACCAAGCAGUCACUGCCCAUCAAACCCAGCAGAAAAAGAUAAAACCACCAAAACGGAGGAUAGGUCCAGUAUCCAAG